Messenger RNA from Coccinella septempunctata (seven-spotted ladybird), 1350 nucleotides. RefSeq names its product zinc finger protein 142-like. The record is from RefSeq and is a predicted model, not a curated record. Gene Ontology annotation, cellular component: nucleus. Gene Ontology annotation, biological process: regulation of gene expression. NCBI's taxonomy places the organism in Eukaryota, Metazoa, Arthropoda, Insecta, Coleoptera, Coccinellidae. The transcript is spliced from 2 exons. Bases 1 to 1350 code for a protein of 449 amino acids.
AUGUGUUUCGCUAUCACAAUAGCAUCUGCAGGUGGAUUAAGAUAUUCUUGUCAAGAAGAAGAUUACAGUAAGAGUGAAGUUAAACAGAAAAGCCACCUCAAGGAACAUAUGAAUUCUGUUCAUUCGAAAUUCAAAAAUGAAAAAUGUCACUUGUGUGAAUAUGCUACGGAUCGGAAACAUAGUCUAAAAGUGCAUGUAGAUGCCGUACAUUUGAAGAGUUUGAAAGAACUCAAGUGCACGUACUGCGAUUACACUUCAACAGACAGCAGACACUUGGCCGCCGUUAAUUUAAAUUUGAAGGAACACAAGUGUCACUUAUGUGAUUAUGCCUCGAAUCAUGAGCAGACUUUGAAAAUACACAUCGAUUCUAUACAUUUGAAGGCGAGCAAGUGCUGGUAUUGCGAUUACAUUGCGAAACAGAAAAGCCAACUCAAGGAUCACGUAGAUUCUGUUCAUCCGAAUCUUAGACAAAACAAGUGUAACUUAUGCGACUUUGCUACGAUGCGAAAACAGAAUUUAAAAAGGCACGUAGACGCUGUACACUUGAAUAAUUCGGAGAAACACAAGUGUGACUAUUGCGAUUACACUGCGACAUUUAAAGAUGCCCUUAAGAGACACAUAAAUUCCGUUCAUUUAAAUUUGAAACAACACAAGUGUCAAUUGUGCGAUUAUGCUUCGAAUUAUCAAUAUCGUCUUAAGGUACAUAUAAAUCGUUGUCAUUCGGAUUUGAUGGUGUGUGAUUAUUGCGAUUAUAUUGCGAAAUGGAAGUUUGAACUCAAUAACCACAUGGAUUCUGUCCAUUCAAAUUUGGAGAAAUACGAAUGUCACUUGUGCGGUUUUGUUGUAUAUUCGAAAAAACAACUCAGGCAACAUACAAAUUCCCUUCAUUUGAAUCCCUCGGAAUACAAGUGCAGCUUGUGCAAUUAUAUUGCAGAUCAAAAAGAGAAACUCAAAUCGCAAGUCAAUUCUGUCCAUUUGAAGCGACACAAAUGUGACUAUUGCGAUUAUACUGCAAGAGGGAAAUAUCGCAUAAAGGAGCAUAUAAAUUGUGUUCAUUUGAAAUUGAAGCAGUUCAAGUGUGAAUACUGCGAUUAUGAAACCAGUGAUAAAGUUAAUUUAAAAAGACAUGUAAAUAUUAUUCAUUUGGAUUUGAGGAAAUACAAGUGUGACCAGUGCGACUAUGCUGCAAACUGGAAAGUUUUGCUGGACAAUCAUAUAAAUUCGGUUCAUUUGGGCUUGAAGAAGUAUAAGUGCGACAAUUGCGUUUAUGCUACUAAUAUAAAACAGCACUUUAAAAAACAUAUAAAUCGGGUUCACCCGAAUUCGAUGCAGCAUAACAGUGACCUGUGA